UUAGAAAGUAACUCGCCGUCGUGUCAUCUCGUUUCGUGAUAUCAACGCAAUACUCACACUCUAUUAUCACUGGCGAUCCAAGUCUCGAUUUUGCAGAAGUUCGUGGCACCUAGUUUCUUAUCAUCUGACUGCACAGAUAUCUAAAUGGCAGAAAUACGAGAGUUCAAUGAAGUCAAAAUUCCUGUACCAUGGGGCACAAUUUCAGGUAAAUGGUGGGGUCCUCAAGGAAAGCAGGCCAUUUUAGCCUUACAUGGUUGGCAAGACAAUGCAGGUAGCUUUGAUGAACUAGUCAAAUUUUUACCGGAAGACUGGUCUAUAUUAGCUGUUGAAUUACCUGGACAUGGCCUCUCAUCUCACUUACCUACGGGUAUUAACUACAAUUUAUAUUGGGAUGGAGUCAUAGCAGUUCGACGACUUUUAAAAUAUUUCAAGUGGAAAGAUGUAACAUUGAUGGGUCACUCAAUGGGCGGUGCUAUUUCAUUUUUGUAUGCUGCGUGUUACCCUGAUGAUGUUGAAGCCAUAAUUUCCUUGGAUAUGGCUGGCCCGCAUAUCGAUACUCCAGCAGUUCAAGUGAAGAGGAGUGGGCACAUCAUUGACAAGCUUUUAGUUUAUGAAAGUUCUGCAGGCGUGGAAACUCGAGGUUUGCCCUAUGAAGAAAUGGUGGACAUUGUUGAGGACGCUUAUAGUGGAUCUUUAACUAGAGAGUCGUGCGAAAUCAUGCUUCGACGAGGCAUGUACAGGAAUCCAGAUAAUCCUGAGCUAUACCACUUUGCUCGAGAUCCACGCCUAAAGAUUGCCGGCUUAGGUCUUCUUGGCUUGGAUCUCAUUCUAGAGUUUGCAUCCAAUGUAAAGUGUCGAUACUUAAAUGUCAAAGCUGUGCCCGAAAAAAAUAAGGAGCUUCUCUCCAAUUACAAAGCUGUGUUGGAAAAAAUUGAACCAUCCGUAAAAGAAUACAAGUACGUGGAAGUUGAAGGUAAACAUCAUGUACACAUGAACGACCCUCAGCUGGUGGCCCCGCAUAUAGUCGAAUUCGUAGAGAAAAAACCAUGUGAAAACGGAGGUGAGAACUAAUCCCUACAUUUCCUCUCUCUUUCUUUCAGUAUGAAACUAGCUCUGGUUUUUACAUCAUUCAAAAACCAAAUCACCAUAAAUAAGGCUCCAAAAUUACUUAUUCAAGUAUUAUCUUUAAUGUGAAAUAUUAUCCUCUUAAUAAUUUAGUCUGUAUACCUUUACAGACUAUCUAUUUGUCUAUGUAGAAGCAUUUUUACUGUUAAAAAAACUGAAGCAAUCAAAAAUUCUUGCGAUUUCUCCUAUUCCUUCUCCUGAGCAAAAGCAGGGGUUGAUAAUCCUCCACAAGGACAAAUUUCUGCUCUAUCCAUCUAAAAAUUCUUGUCUUUAGGUAUGUAUUUUCUGUCUUUUGCAUAAAGAUCAAUAGCGUUAUCGCUGAAACCUUUUCAACUUUUUUAUUGCAAUGCACCAACAUCAAUGGAAGCUUGAAACUAGAAUUAAGGCGUCGAGUGUAGAAAUGGCACUUCUCGGUUGCGAUGUUUCAGAAUCUCAACUGCUAAUUUAUAGUUUAGAAAGAAAACUAUUUGAUGAAUUUUCUGGAAUUCUUCGUGUAGAGUAUUGUGAAAUCACGAAGAAUAUUCAGUGAAAUUUUCAGCGAACUACAUGCAUUGCUUUGAUCCUAAUGGAUGAAACGUCAUCAGCGAUUCUGAGACACAACAACCAAGAAGUGCCCUUUCUGCACUCAGUACUUCAAUCUAUGCUUAAACUCUUGCAUUGCUAAAAUAGAGUAGAGAGAAAGAACAAAGGCCAAUGGCAGAACGAUUUUUGGAAGGUUACUAUAUGGAGCAUUUCAUCAAUAUUUGAACAAGAAUAAUGUUUAAGCCUUGUUUUGGCGAAGUAGCUUUUCCAGGGCUCUUGAUCAUUUUUUUAUUAUCAUGUGACAGGUUCACUCCUGUAUUUUAAAAUUGUUAAAUGUAGAUAGGUGGUAAUGAUUCUUAGCUUAUCUGACAGUUUAUUAUUCGAAAAUUUGCUAUUUAAUUAGACAUCAAAGAUCUAACCUUGAAACCCUUUGCCUUCUUGUUUGUAUAAAUAUGCAACUGUUUGUUAUGUUUAACUCAGCUUGUUACGCUCAGAUUUGAUCUCUGAAACCGUUCGUUUCUAGUCAAAGAGCUCAAUUUUUCACUUAGUUCUACAAGUCUAUCCUUCUCUUGAAGUUUGUUCUUAAACUAAUUCAUGUUUUUAUUCAGAGAUGAAGAAAUGAAAUUCGAAGAUUUAAAGCUGUUUCUCCUAUGAAAUUCACAUUCCGCUCAUUUACUUUUACCUUAACAUAUUUUCCUUUUCUUACUCAAAUGGUAAUGAUAUUUCUACCCCUAAUCAUUAGGAGCGGAAGUUCUAUAUCAUGGAAAGUAUUGCUUACAGUAUGAUAAAUGUGAUAUAGCAUAGGAACAGGUUUAAGCACAAUGUAUAGUUUGCUUGAAAGGCUUUAAUUAAACUUUUCCUGGAAAAACCUGAAAAUGCUACUUUUUUUUUAAACAUGUUCACCAAUAAAUUUACUAUUUGUAUGUAUAAAAAAAUAUAGUUGUUGCCCACACAAAUGUUUUAUCACUGGUUACGAUUGAUUUCUUUUGUUUGUGACCUUUCACAAGAAAAAGGUUGUCAGUGCUGAAACAUUCAAGAAGCCUAGAAGAGAGUUUUACAAACAUUUUUGUAAGAGGAAACUUUUAAAUAUCAAACUAGCAUUCGUGCUAUUUUGAAUCUGGAGAUUAAAAAUAUUAAGUUCCCAGAAAAAUCCGUUUAAAAAUCUUUUUCAAGAGAUUUUCCUCCGUGCACUAACGUCCCUAUUCCUAUGAAUAGUCACAUUUAUAACUAUUGAUUGUAAAUUUAUCAAAUUGUAAACUUAAAGACUCUGAAGACUCACAUAUUGGUUAUAUGCCACUUAUCAAACAAGUCAAAUCCUUUGUAAGCUUCAGGAAAGUUUUUUGGAACUUUAAAUUGUACGAUUUCUCUUUGUUUUGUGGACGUAACAUUACGCAGCUACUUGCUACUGAAUUUUGCUCAUUUAGCAAUUAACAUCCAACCCCAAAGUUCCUGUUUAAUAAACCUAUAGCCGAUUUUUUCUUUAUGUAUUACUUAACUCUUUUACUUUACACACGUUUCUCUUCUGCAUGGAAUGCUAAUUUAGUUCAAAGUAUUUGUCAAGCAGAUAAAAGCCCUUGCCCAGGAAAUGCAUCUUUCUCAUCAGUGUUGUACUGUCGGUUAACCUGGAACCUCUGUUUUUUGUCUAGAUGCAAAGAAAUUUCGAAUUCUAGUAGUAAUUAAUUUUCAUAAGCGCACCAUUUGCUAUUGCUUUUCAAUAAAAAAGAGGUGCUUUUCCUACGUUGCUGCCUUUUUCUGCUCCAUUUUAUUUUGCAUUUCAUUACUGUGCUUUUUUUCUUACAAUAAUGAAUUCACUCCCAAGAAACAUUGCAAUAUUAAAAUACUCAUGAUUUUUAUAUACUUGGUCCCCCUCUUUCUCAAUUUCUAAUAUUUUUUGAGUUCAAACGAGAGUGAAUUCAGAUGUUAAAUUUUCACUGAUAAAAUGAUACAUUCUCAAAAAUUCAAAUACCACGAAGAAAGAUGAUAUUUUUGGCUUAAAACGAGUGUUGUUUAAAUGCACAGAAAAUCUAUCUGAAAUUUUACCAAGAAGUACAUCAACAAAAAUAACCAUACACAUAUUUGUAGCACUAGAAAAACCCUACAAUAUAUUGCAUCGUGCUAUAACCUUAUAAUUUAUCAAUUUAACCCCAUUGAGCAAGAGUUAUUUCUUUUUUAGAUAAGGUUACAGCUUUAGAUUAAUUUAAAGUUGCAAGUCUCUAGUGUGAAAUCAAUUCUGCUAUGAUUAUGCAGUGAGACAUUCGUACAGUUCCACGGUGAUCCAAAUUUGCAUAAUUACAUCAACCGCCUAGAGGCCGUAUUCAAGGUUGCGCAUAAUGAGAGAGCUUACUCUCUCUCUUGAUUCCCUACAUCCAAGUCAUUCAUUCGUGAGAAUCAAGCAUGGUUCCAAAGUGGCUCAUACAUUGCGCAAUAUUCCUCUGUUGGGAUGAGAGAAGGAGGGGAUUUGAGAACUACAUUACAAUUUUGUCACAAGGUGAUUAAAAUCAGCGAUAUGUGUAGAGACAUUGUGUGUUUUUUUGAUGAGGAAAACAUGGAUAGUUGGAUAUUUUUCAGAUAAAAAACUGAAGAAUAGAGGGGGGGGUGGAGUUCUCUAGCAUCAUUUAAUGUCAGAAAGAAUGAAGAAUGUGUAUGUGUGUGGAGGGAAAGGGGGUUGAAGAGGGUAAAAACAUUGAGAAAAGACUGGUCUCUAACUUUUGCAAUUGUAGAAUCCAUCUUUUUCCUCGCCCAGAUUUUUAUUUGGAUUUAUGUAAUUUUGGACAAUUUAAAACUACUGUUAUGAGAGAAUCUGUAGUUUCUUGUAUUAAUGACUUGUCGGUUGAUUACUUUUGAUGCUAUGAACCAUUCAUCUUUUCCUGAAGAUUUGACUUUAGUUGUUAUUUUUCUCUUUUUUCUCGUCUCUUUGUUAUCACCUAUAAUUAUUAUUACAUAUCCCUCCGUUUCCAGGGAAGUCUUGGAUAUAUAUUUCUUCCUUUUUAACUGAUGUAAUAUGAAUUUUGAUUUGAGUUUGAUGAGGCCAGAGUGUAAAAAAUUUACAGUCUCGCCAAAUUUUAUGACUUUUGAAUCUAUAUUGAUGAAGGUCAUGAUUUAUAGAGACUUGACCUACAUGAGAGAAAGAAUGUUUUUUUAUGAAAAAAGGGGUCUUCUGUUAAGUAUCAUAUUCAAUACUUUUAUUUUCUAUGGAAGCACCAUGCGAAAAAAUAAAAAUUGAAUUUCUAAUACUUAAUAAUGUAUGUUUUAAGUUUUAGGCUGAAUUUUAAGUUAAAAUGAAAAUAAUUGCAUUCAUAAAAACUGGAUGUUGAACCUAACUGUCGUUUUCUUUCUGCUAUUUUUGUUUCAUACAUGUAGUCAAAGUUUCUUGAUUUUUUCAAAACAGCAGUGGAUAAAAGAAAAAAAUCACAAACGAAGUGGGCUGUGAUAGGCACCUUUGUUAUAAUGUGUUAUCAUCCUAGUAGAACAUGUCUUAAAAAAUUUUAAAAAUAUUUAAAAAAAAAAAAAAAAAAAUUAUUUUCAUUUUUUACUUAUACUGUUUCUCCGACACAGCAAAAGAUCCCUUUGCGUUAUUUGCAAAACCUCCCUUUGUUCUCACUGCUUUCAUUUCCUGUGUGCACAAGUAUCACAGUAUUCCUUGUCUGUCAUUCCAAAUUGGACAAGAAGUCUGUCCCCUGUUGUUAACAUUUUAAGUGAAGUGGAAGUGUGAACAAAUUUUAAUUGGACAUGGUUUUUUUUUUCUUUUACGAGAUGUUUCGUAUUGAUGCAAAUGUUAAUUUUUUAUAUAUUUAUUGUUGUUUUAUCUUUGAUAGUAUUUUUGAGGCAGGGAAAAUUGGGUAUGAUAAAAUUUUCCCACCUGUAGACUAAGUUAUUAGCACAUAAAAUUUGUUAAGAAUGUUUUCUUCUUACUUGUUUAAUCCAAGAAGUGCACUUGUAAUUGUGUUAAUGAUAGCCUGCAGAAAAAGUCUUCAAAGUUUUGCUUCGGCUGGAGAUCAAAUUUUUUAGGAGGUGAUACGGGCCUUUUAAAGCUCGUCACUGAAAGUUAAAGAGGUUUUCGUACUCUAUUUCACAUUUUCUUAUCAUCACCAAUCAAUAGUUCAAAAAUUUGGAGCAUUCCACAGCUUUAAUCUCUAAUGUACGAUAUUGCCUGACCCUCAACUUCUGACUUAACAAGCUUCUUACUUUGAUCAUUUACAUAUUACUCUCUUGAAUAACUGGAACUUGGUUUCGAUAAGUAGGAGGAAAAAUCAUGAAUACCAAUUUUUUUUCUCUAGAAACAUUGAGUUCUUCUAUUCAAGCAGUAAAAAACAGUCCAACAGUAAUGGCCACUGAAAAAACAUAAAGUGUGAUAUUGUCUGAUUUGAUAAAUGUAAGUAUAUGCAAGAGAUAUUUCAGGAGUAAGCACAGCCUUUUGUUGUUCUAAAAUUGAUAAAAAUGAACAAAUUUGAUUGAUCUUGGCCGUGAAGUUUUCACUGGGUUUUUAUUUUAAGAAAUUUCAAUCCAGCUCAACUGGAUGGCAUGAUGCUGGAAAUGAGAUGUGAAUUUGACCAACGGUAUGUAUCCAACUGACUGUAAUGCAGCAAACUGUUCUAAAGCAGAGAAUGAAUUAUCUGCCUCUUAAUGUCCAAAAUUAUCAACCAAAAAAUUUACUGAAUGUUUGACAUGGUACAUAUUUUUCUUCACUAAGCCACCAUCCUUACUUGUGCUUCUCUUUUGGCUGUAAAUUGCCCUGAUCGUUGAACCUUUAUUGUUAAUUCAAUUGUAGUUAAAGCAAAAUUCAAUGCUUCUUCCUGCUCAAUAUUACAUAAGAACAAACACCGAUUUAAUAGAUAUUUAAUAAUUACUAUUUGCAAAAUUUGUUGUAGUAGAGAAUGAUUUCAAGAUUCCUUUUCUCUCUUUUUUUUCUAUUACAUAUCAGCUCCCAUAGUGUGAUAGCAGCUUUGGAUUGGAAUCCAUUUUAACCUGAGUAAAGUCGGUUCUCUCUGUUACUUUAGCAGCUUUUAUGACGUUCUUGUAUCAAGAAACCAACAACUGUUGUUUAUUAUCUAAUGUAAUUUUCUAGGGGAAAAAAAGGCACAAUACCCUUAUAUAAACAGUUGAAAAUUGAUGAUGAGGAGGCUUGUAGCCAUCCGCAGCUAACAAAUUUGGGCCAAGGGUCCUUCAAGUGUCAUAACGUACCAAGGGAGAGAGGGGUCUCAUGUAGUGUUCUUUUCUAUCAUAGAAAUAUUCAAACUGUUUUCAGUCAGGGAGAGGGGGGUAAAAGAUAAGAAAACGUGCGUUGCUUAGUGUUCUAAUGAUCUCUCCGAGCACUGGUCUAUUUUUAUCUUUGAAGUCAUUGGUUAAGAAAUGGCUAAAAUGAGUUUUGUUUAAAACUUGUAAGAAGCUGUUCAUCACAGGGACUAUUAACUAUGUACCUACAGAUACUCUACGUUUUGUUAUAUUGUUAUAGCGUUUUUAUUUAUAUCCUGUUUUGUUCCUUAGAAUGACAUUCCACAUUUGUUCAAGGUAAUCCAUAAGAAAUUAAUCACUAAAAAAGGGCUCAGCGUUGAUUUAAUUAUGUUGAUAUGAGGAUUCGAACAAAAUUACAAGGCCUAGGAUACGCUAUAGGUGAAUAAAGUGUGAGAUAUUCAACACAUUCUGCUAAAGCACUGAUUUGACUCGAUUCUUUGACUAAACAUAUCCUACCCGGCUGAAGGAGCUCUUCUACUUUCUAUUUAUAAGACUGUCUUUUGGAGACCCAGAUCAAAGCGCUAAGUGAAGAAAUGCAAAUAUCACACUUUGAUCAGUCAAAUCGAAUGACAAAUUGUAAAUACUUAUUUUCAUAGAUCUUUAUGUUCCAUGGGUGAAGGGAUCUGAACAUUCUGAAAUUAAAAAUUGAGAUUUAAAAAUAAUGAAGAUCGUGAGUAAAAUAUUUUUUUUCCAACAUUUUGGUUCAAAAGCUCUCGAAAUUAUUAAAUCAAACAGAAAGAUCUUAAUGCUUGAAUUUGCUCCUUGUUUAGUGGUCUGAUGAAUUGCGUUCAAUUUGCAUUGGAGAUUCAUGAUUUGGUAGAGAAAGUUACCUGACUAAAAUUCUUAAUAUCCAAUUUUAACUAGAAUUCCUUUCCUAAAAUGUUUUACUCGGAUGAGUGAAAUCUCUUUUUCCUAUGGAGCACUCUCCAUUUAUCAUCGAUUCCUUUUGAUUUCUAUUGUCAACUUAGCCUGAAAACCCGCCUACAUAAGUGUAUACUAUUUCUGAAAUCCUAAUUUUUUAUUGCUCUACACAAUUGCAAUCUUGCUAACGAUCAAAAGCGUGUAACAUGGUAUUCGUAGGUUUGUAUUUCUUACGGAUCUACCCUCCAUCCCAAAGUGCUAUACGAAGUUUAUGUGUGCUUGAUAGUUUUUAGUUACGUUAUUUAUUGUUUAUAAAGAUUUAUCUCCAAAGCUAAUUUAUUGCCAAUAAAUCUUGUGCGGUUGCA
Messenger RNA from Bemisia tabaci, 8105 nucleotides. Its product is annotated as probable serine hydrolase. The record is from RefSeq and is a predicted model, not a curated record. Gene Ontology annotation, cellular component: membrane. Lineage: Eukaryota; Metazoa; Arthropoda; Insecta; Hemiptera; Aleyrodidae.